AUGGCUGCAAUGGCAAAAGACUCUGCUUCACAGGGAUCCAAUAAACUGAACCUAAACAGUGCUGUCUACCAACAGGCCUCUGCAUUCCAGGAAAUGGCUGCAAUGGCAAAAGACUCUGCUUCACAGGAAUCCAAUGAACUGAACGUAAACAGUGCUGUCUACCAACAGGCCUCUGGAUCAGAUUCUUCGGAUCAAACAGAUGGUCAAGCACAAAUGAAAUCAGCCUCAAAGCAAAAGUCUUCAAUGGUGAAAGGCUCUGCUUCACAGGAAUCCAAUGAACUGAAUGGCAAUGGUGCUGUCUAUCAACAGGCCUCUGCCUCAAAGCAAAAGUCUUCGAUGGCGAAAGGCUCUGCUUCACAGGAAUCCAAUGAACUGAACGGCAAUGGUGCUGUCUACCAACAGGCCUCUGCCUCAAAGCAAAAGUCUUCAAUGGCGAAAGGCUCUGCUUCACAGGAUUCCAAUGAACUGAACGGCAAUGGUGCUGUCUACCAACAGGCCUCUGCCUUAAAGCAAAAGUCUUCAAAGGCGAAAGGCUCUGCUUCACAGGAUUCCAAUGAACUGAACCAAAACAGUGCUGUCUACCAACAGGCCUCUGAUGAACGGUACAUUAAAUAUAACCAGAAUUUUCAGAACAUUGAUCUGGAUGAGGAUUUCUCUGAUGAGGGACACAGCACAGAAAAUCUGUCCGUUGGCUUCCAAGAGCAGAGAAAUGAUAAUUCCAAACAGAAGGCUUCCAGUAAGGAAUCCAACACAUGGUACUACGAUCAGAGGGAUAGCUAUGAUAAGAGUAGUGAGCAAUCUUCAAAACUAACCUUCAUUGCUCCAACAACAACUCCAGUUCUGAGAAGUGUUGUAUCUGCUCACAAUAGUCAAGUCUGUAGCACUUGGGGUAACUCUUACUUCAAGACCUUUGAUGGAGACAUCUUCUACUAUCCUGGUACUUGUAACUAUGUGUUUGCUUCCAACUGCAAGAGCAAUUUUGAAGAGUUUAACAUCCAGAUCAGACGUUCAGUUGCAAAUGGUAUGUCCACCAUCAGCCGCAUAGCUAUCAAGAUUGAGGGGAUUUCAAUUGAACUUUCCAGUGAAAAUGUUUUAUUUAAUGGUCAAAAGGUGGAUCUACCUUACGGUUUCUCAGGAGUCCAGAUAGAUAGAAGUGGUAUCUACAUCAAAGUCUCUUCCAAACUUGGUCUUGGAUUCAUGUGGAAUGAGGAUGAUGCAAUUUUGUUGGAGCUUGACAACAAAUUUAACAACAAGACUUGUGGUCUAUGUGGGGACUUCAAUGGCAUUCCCGUUUACAAUGAGUUUAUUUCAAACAAUGCUAAACUGACCCCGAUUCAAUAUGGAAACAUGCAGAAAUUAAAUGGACCUACAGAAAUGUGUCAGGACCUAACCAUCCAGCCUCAAAACAACUGCACUGAUUCUAGGAGACUUUGUGAAGUGAUCUUGACCAGCUCUGCAUUUUCCUCCUGCAACCGUCUAGUGGACCCUACAUUAUACAUUGAUGUUUGCGUACAAGAUUUGUGCCGGUGUGCACAAAAAGAUACUGGCUUCUGCCUUUGUAACACCUUUACUGAAUAUUCCCGGCAGUGUGCUCACGCUGGAGGGCAACCCAAGAACUGGAGAACUCCCAAGCUGUGCCCUCUUCAAUGUAACUUCAAUCUUGAAUACAAGGAAUGUGGAAAUCCAUGCCCCAACACUUGUUCCAACCCUGACCGCUCAUCAGUCUGUGACAACCACUGUAUUGAUGGAUGCUUUUGCCCUGCAGGAACCGUUUUCGAUGACAUCAAUAACACCGGCUGUAUUCCCAAGCAGCAGUGUUCGUGUACUUACAAUGGACAGAUCUAUACAUCAGGCACUGGAUAUUCAGUUCAAUGUCAAUCUUGCACUUGUAAUGAAGGAAAAUGGAAAUGUACAGAAAACAGCUGCCCUGCAUCUUGUUCUAUUGAAGGAGGAUCUCAUAUCACAUCUUUUGAUAGCACCCUUUACACAAUCAAUGGCGACUGCUCCUAUGUUAUUUCUAAGACAUGUAACAAGAACACUUUCAGUGUGCUGGCAGAAAUUCUUACAUGUGGUCUGACCAGUACUGAGACAUGCUUGAAGAGUGUAACCAUUAGUCUUGCUGAUGGAAAAGAUUUCAUUUACGUUAAAUCAUGUGGCAGUGUCUAUGUGAAUUCGAUAUACACUCAAUUACCCGUCUCAUCAGGUAAUGUUACCAUUUUCAAACCAUCAACAUUUUACAUCAUUGUGCAAACUAAGAUUGGAAUUCAACUCCAGAUCCAACUUAUACCCACUAUGCAGCUGUACAUCAGUCUUGACCCAUCCUACAAAAGUCAAGUGUGUGGUCUUUGUGGCAACUAUAACAGCAUUCAAGCUGAUGAUUUCCAAGUGCUGAGUGGGGUCAUUGAAGGAAGUGGCUCAUCGUUUGCCAACACUUGGAAGACCCAGGCCAGCUGUCCUAAUGUCGUCUCAAGCUUUGAAAAUCCAUGCUCCCUCAGCAUUGAAAAUGAGCAAUACGCUACGCACUGGUGCUCAAUGUUAAGCGAUCCUAAUGGACCUUUUGCAGAAUGCCAGGCAACAGUUAAUCCAGCCACCUUCAAGUCGAACUGCAUGUUUGACUCAUGCAACUGUGCCAAGAGUGAGGAGUGCAUGUGUGCCGCUCUGUCCUCCUAUGUACAUGCUUGUGCCAAAGCAGGAAUUUACCUGAAGGGAUGGAGAAACAACGUCUGCCAACUGUACACAACUACAUGCCCCAAGACCUUAUCCUACAGCUAUGUCGUCAACACAUGCCAACCUACUUGUCGCUCACUCAGCGAGCGUGACAUUACUUGUGACAUCUCCUUUGUCCCGGUUGAUGGCUGUGUUUGCCAGAAUGGAACCUACCUGGAUGAUAAGGGUGCCUGUGUGCUCCAGUCUGCUUGUCCUUGCUACUACAAGGGUUCUGCAGUGCCACCAGGAGAGGUGGUUCAUGACAAUGGAGCUAUGUGCACAUGCACAAAUGGAAAACUAGACUGUAUUGGACAGACAACCUCACAGAAAGCCUGUGUUGCCCCCAUGGUGUAUUUUGACUGUACUAAGAAACCUGCAGGCACAAAGGGAUCUGAGUGCCAGAAGAGUUGCCAAACCCUUGACAUGAACUGCUACAGUGCACAGUGUGUCUCUGGCUGCGUGUGCCAAGAUGGACUGAUAGCUGAUGGAAAGGGGGGAUGUGUGACAGAGAGCCAAUGUCCAUGUAUACACAACAACAAAGCCUACAUGCCAGGAGAAAAUAUCAAGGUCUCUUGUAACACUUGCACGUGCAAAAACAGAGCAUGGGAAUGCAGUGGUGAUAUUUGUAUGGGCACCUGCGCUGUAUAUGGAGAUGGUCACUAUCUUACCUUUGACAGUAAAUCAUAUGUUUUUAAUGGAGAUUGUGAAUAUACCCUGGCUCAGGAUUACUGCACUGGUAACUCCAGUAAUGGAACUUUCCGUGUUAUAACGGAGAACAUCCCAUGCGGUACCACAGGAACUGCUUGUUCUAAAUCCAUCAAAGUUUUCCUCGGGAACUAUGAACUAAUACUUGCUGAAGAUAAAUUUGAGGUUGUACAACGGAAUUUAGGAACAUAUAUACCAUAUAAAGUGCGCCAGAUGGGUAUCUACAUGGUGAUUGAGGCCCUCAAUGGACUGGUUCUGGUAUGGGACAAGAAAACCAGCAUAUAUAUUAAGCUUGAACCUAGUUUCCAGGGCAAAGUUUGUGGUCUUUGUGGUAAUUACGAUGGAAAUUUUGUCAAUGACUAUACAACCAGAAGCUUGGCUGUGGUCGGAAAUGUUAUGGAAUUUGGUAACAACUGGAAAAUGUCUCCCAGCUGCCUAGAUGCUGUAGACUUGGGAGACUCCUGUUCUUUAAAUCCCUACAGGAAGGCAUGGUCUCAGAAGCAGUGUAGUGUCAUCACCAGUGACACUUUCUCAAACUGUCACUCACUCGUUAACCCGCUCAAGUAUUAUGAUGCUUGUGUCAGCGAUUCUUGUGCCUGUGAUACCGGUGGAGAUUGUGAGUGUUUCUGUACAGCAGUAGCCGCUUAUGCCCAAGCUUGUAGUGAAGCUGGUGUGUGUGUUCGCUGGAGAACUCCAACAAUGUGCCCUAUUUUCUGUGAUUAUUACAAUCGUGAAGGACACUGCGAGUGGCAUUACAAAGCAUGUGGUGCCCCCUGCAUGAAGACCUGUAGGAACCCAAGUGGAACUUGUUACCACAACUUACCAGGCCUGGAAGGAUGCUACCCCAACUGUCCACCUGAAUCACCAUAUUUUGAUGAGGACAAAAUGGAAUGUGUAGAAUCAUGUCCUUGCUAUUCACUCAAUGGAACAGAGUAUUAUAUUGGUCAGGAGAUGCCUCCAGAGGAUAAUAACAACAUCUGCACAACUUGGUAA
Messenger RNA from Bufo gargarizans (Asiatic toad), 4404 nucleotides. Its product is annotated as mucin-5AC-like. The record is from RefSeq and is a predicted model, not a curated record. Gene Ontology annotation, cellular component: extracellular matrix. Gene Ontology annotation, molecular function: protein binding. The coding region runs from base 1 to 4404 and encodes 1467 amino acids. NCBI's taxonomy places the organism in Eukaryota, Metazoa, Chordata, Amphibia, Anura, Bufonidae. The transcript has 35 exons.